AUGGAUGGACAAACUCAAAGAAUUCAGCUUGUAUCAGCAGAUGGCAAUUUGGCUUUGGGACACAGAAUUCAGAUUGUGACGGAUCAGCAAACGGGACAAAAGAUCCAGAUUGUCACUGCCCUGGAAGCACCUUCUCCCGGAAAGCAGCAAUAUAUUCUUGCAAAUGCAGAUUAUUCAUCAAGUGGAAAAGUCCUUGUGAAGCAGGAAGGGUCCCCGAACAAGGUCAUCCUUGCUUCCCCAGACAGCUCUGGGGUUAACCAGCUGUUAUUUGCUUCUCCUGAUUUGGCAGGGCAACAAAUUCAGUUUGUGACUGAUGGGUCGGACCAGUCUCUCAUAAAGCCUGUUGUUGAGUACUGCGUUGUCUGUGGGGACAAGGCAUCAGGGCGCCAUUAUGGAGCAGUCAGCUGUGAGGGCUGUAAGGGAUUCUUCAAACGCAGCAUUAGAAAGAAUUUGGUGUACACAUGUCGAGGCUCUGGCGAAUGUGCCAUCAACAAGCUUCACAGAAAUCGUUGCCAAUACUGUCGACUGCAGCGAUGCAUUGCUCUGGGCAUGAAGCAGGACUCUGUGCAGUGUGAGAGAAAACCUGUUGAAGUCACACGUGAGAAAUCGAUGAACUGUGCAGCAUCCACUGAGAAGAUCUACAUCCGAAAGAAUCUGUUUAGUCCACUGGCUGCCACUCCAACUUUUGCUUCUGACAAAGAAACUAGUACAAAUGGCAGACGAUCUAAUGGCAGGUCUGGCAGUUUGCUCGAGUCCAGCAUGUUACUCAACAUCCAACAUCCAUUUCCAAAGCUGGAAAAUUCAAUUUAUAUUCCAAAAUCUCCAGAUGAGGAUGAUCCAUCACAAGGAGACCUUGGGACUCUUGCAAAUGUGGUGACAUCUCUGGCUCACCUCGAUAAGACACGGGAGGAAAGUGAAGGUGGCAACGACCUGAUGGGGAUUGAGACCCUCAGCAAUGGUGACAGUUCAAUCACAGAUCUUCAGGGAGAUGAACAAAACACAAGUGACAUCACACGAGCGUUUGAUACCCUGGCUAAAGUCCUCCAUCCAAAUGAGGGAUCAGCAGCCGACACUUUGGAGGCGACGAUGCAGUUAAUGGCAGGAGAUCAGUCGGGCCCUGUCAUAGAGCUGAGCGGGCCUCUUCUCUGCGACAGCCACAUCCCCUUUAAACUUAUGAUGCCUUUACCUGUGCCAGAGUUUCUCAACGUCAACUACAUUUGCGAGUCGGCGUCACGGCUCCUGUUUCUUUCUAUGCAUUGGGCUCGCUCCAUAACGGCAUUUCAAGCUCUCAGUGGGCAUGACAAUGAUAUUAACCUGAUGAAAGCUUGUUGGAAUGAGCUGUUUGCCCUCGGGUUGGCACAGUGCUCCAACGUUAUGAAUGUUGGGACCAUCCUAAGUGCAAUUAUCAACCAUCUGCAGACAAGCUUACAGGAAGAUAAAUUGUCUCCAGAACGAGUCAAAAUCGUGAUGGAGCACAUCUGGCGGAUGCAGGAGUUUUGCAAUAGCAUGUCUAAGCUGGCACCUGACUCUUAUGAAUAUGCCUACCUCAAAGCCAUUGUUCUUUUUAGUCCUGACCAUCCAGGCAUUGACAACAUUUCACAGAUACAGUUUUUCCAAGAGCAGGCCUACACCGAACUACAGGACUAUGUCACUAGGACCUACCCCGAAGACUGUUAUCGGUUGUCCAAGCUGUUGCUGCGUCUCCCUGCCCUGCGGCUCAUCAGUGCAUCUGUCACAGAGGAGCUGUUUUUUGCUGGACUCAUUGGAAACGUACAGAUCGACAGCAUCAUCCCGUACAUCCUCAAAAUGGAGUCCACAGAUUAUAACAGUCAAACUGCUUCUGGCCUCUGA
Messenger RNA from Knipowitschia caucasica, 1851 nucleotides. The record is from the annotation of a GenBank genome assembly. Lineage: Eukaryota; Metazoa; Chordata; Actinopteri; Gobiiformes; Gobiidae.